GAGUUUCCGCGUAGAGAGAUGAGACUGAGGGGAACUAUUAAGGGCGGGGGGCAGAGUGGGGGUCAGAAGAAAAUAAAGGAAAGAGAAAAUUAGACAGAGAAAGGAAGAAAGAAAGAGAGAAAUGAAAGGAAGAAAGCUUGUUUGGUUUCGUUUCCUGAAAUCUGAACAAUAAAAUAAAACGCUUCCUUUGACAACAUCUCUCCCUUCCCCUCCAAGAAUAAAAAUCUUGCUUUCUCUUUGACGUUUCACACACGUCUCUGUUCACACCACCUUCACAAAUCCCUCUCAACUUCACCAUAUACCCCUUUCUCUCUCUCUGAUUAUCUGAUUAUUCAUUCGGAUCUUGCUUUGUUGUGCGAAUCAAAUCAUCUUUUUAUCGAUAAAUAUAUAUUAUAUAGCAGGGAAUUUGGAGUUGUGGGGUUUCGAAAGGAAGGGAGCAAGCAAGGGUAAUAUACCCAGAUAUGGAUCAGGGGGCACAUCAUCAUCAUCAUCAUAUGAGUGUGAGUAUUGAUACGACUGGGGGUGACAGGUUCCCCCAGUGGAGUAUUCAAGAGACGCGGGAGUUCUUGAUGAUCAGAGCCGAGCUGGAUCAAACCUUCAUGGAGACAAAACGCAACAAGCUUCUCUGGGAAGUCAUCGCCACCAAGAUGAAGGAAAAGGGCUACAAUCGCAGUGCAGAACAGUGCAAGUGCAAGUGGAAGAAUCUCGUCACCAGAUACAAGGGAUGUGAAACGAUGGAACCAGAAGCCCUGCGGCAGCAGUUCCCAUUUUAUAAUGAGCUUCAGGCAAUUUUUGCGGCGAGGAUGCAGAGAAUGCUAUGGAGUGAAGCAGAAGGCGGAGCGGGCGGGUCGAGGAAGAAAGCUGGGCAUUUCUCUUCCGAGGAUGAGGAGGAGAAUGAAGAGAGCGAUGGCGAUAAGGGAACGGGUAGAAAGAAGAAGAAGAUUAAGGGCCAUACGAGUACUACCAGUGGAGGUGGAAGCAGCAGUGGUGGAAAUAUUAAUAAUUUGAGAGAGAUUUUGGAGGACUUCCUGAAGCAACAGAUGCAAAUAGAGAUGCAGUGGCAAGAAGCGUACGAGGCAAGGGAAAAGGAGAGGACAAUGAAGGAGAUGGAGUGGAGAAAGGCCAUGCAGAGCUUGGAGAAUGAGAGGAUAAUGAUGGAUAGAAGGUGGAGGGAAAGGGAAGAGCAAAGAAGGAUGAGAGAAGAGGCUAGGGCUGAGAAGAGGGAUGCCCUAAUCACUGCACUUCUAAACAAGCUGAGAAGAGAAGAGAACAUGUAGUAAUUUGAAGGCCGUAGCUGGGUAGCAAGCUGCUUGCUAGCUCCUUUGUUUUUGAUGUUUUGAAGAAGAGAAGCCUUGAGAGGUUUGUCUUAGAACUCUUGUUUAGGAAAUGCUUUUGUUUUGGUUCUUGUUUUUGUUUUUGCUUUCGUUUUCUUUUACUUCAUUCUCAUAUACUUUUUUCACUUCUUUAUUUGCUCCCUGAGGAUUCUUUAAUCAAUUUUCUGGUGAAAAAGAGUUUGAUCA
Messenger RNA from Malania oleifera, 1520 nucleotides. Its product is annotated as trihelix transcription factor GT-3b. The transcript has 2 exons. NCBI's taxonomy places the organism in Eukaryota, Viridiplantae, Streptophyta, Magnoliopsida, Santalales, Ximeniaceae. The record is from RefSeq and is a predicted model, not a curated record. Bases 462 to 1277 code for a protein of 271 amino acids.